Molecule: messenger RNA, 2202 nt
Organism: Stegastes partitus (bicolor damselfish)
Lineage: Eukaryota; Metazoa; Chordata; Actinopteri; Pomacentridae
Gene: tfg
Product: trafficking from ER to golgi regulator
Exons: 8
Coding region: 148-1377 (409 amino acids)
Biological process (GO): COPII vesicle coat assembly; endoplasmic reticulum to Golgi vesicle-mediated transport
Cellular component (GO): endoplasmic reticulum exit site
Molecular function (GO): identical protein binding
Source: RefSeq, a predicted model, not a curated record
GUCUGGAGGGCACUUCCUGAUGCUGCUGCCCGGCUCUAGCUAGGCUAGUUAACACAUUACACUUUCACGGUUUGGGGAAACCUGUGAAAUACAGCGUGGUCAAGUCGUCUGAUUCAGUGGUGGGAGCAGAAGAGGUCGGACGGCACCAUGAACGGCCAGCUGGACCUGAGCGGGAAGCUGAUCAUCAAAGCCCAGUUGGGCGACGACAUCAGACGCAUCCCUAUCCAUAACGAGGACAUUACCUAUGAUGAGCUGGUGCUGAUGAUGCAACGUGUCUUCAGGGGCAAGCUGCAGAGUAACGACGAGGUUACCAUCAAAUACAAGGAUGAAGAUGAUGACCUCAUCACCAUCUUCGACAGCUCUGACCUCUCCUUCGCCAUCCAGUGCAGUAGAAUACUCAAACUGACUUUGUUUGUGAAUGGUCAGCCGCGGCCUUUGGAAUCCAGUCAGGUGAAAUAUCUGCGCAGGGAGCUCAUUGAGCUCAGGAAUAAAGUCAACAACCUCCUUGAUAGCCUGGAGCCCCCCACAGAGCCUGGUCUGGCUGCUACAGCACCGGAUAGUGAAUCAGUGGAUGGACGUGAAGGCAAAGUUGUGGCAGCAGACCCCACAGUGAAACAUGCUACUCCAGUCAGUGCAGCCAGCAUGUCUGCCUUCGACCCAUUAAAAAACCAGGACGAGGUCAGCAAGAAUGUCAUCUCCGCUUUCGGCCUGAGCGAGGACCAGGCUCCAGCUCCCCCAGCGGUCGCACCAGAGGAGCGUUCAGGAACCCCUGACAGCAUUGCUUCCUCCUCAUCUGCAGCACCUCAGCCAGGAGUGCCCCCCCAGCCACAGGCUCCCUAUGCUGCAGUACAGCAGGGACCCCCAGCCGGCAUGGAUGGUCAGGUGUACCAGCAGUACCAGGCUCCAGGUGGAUACCCGCCUCAGCAGCCAGGCGCCCCACCGCAGCAGCAGUACGGUAUGCAAUACCCUGCAGGAUACAGUCCCCAGCCUGGAGCUCCUCAGCCCGGCCCUCCACAGCCGCCGCAACAGCAGCAGUUUCAGAACUACGCUCCUCCCUCCUCCCAGGCUCCGGCCCCUGGGCAGGCCCCAGCUCCAGGCUUCCAGGGUGGGCAGCAGCAGCCCCAUCCAUCUCAGGGAGCCCAGCAGUAUCCACCAGGAGCCUUCCCUGCCCAAAACUAUACCUCCCAGGCCUCCCAGCCUGCUAACUACAGCAUGCCGCCCAGCUCCCAGCCCGCCUCAGGGUACCAGCCCCGCCCAGGAUAUACCCCGCCGCCAGGCAGCACUGUCACCCCUCCACCCGGAGCUGCUAACCCGUAUGCCCGCAACCGCCCCCCUUACGGCCAGGGCUACACUCAGCCAGGCCCUGGAUACCGGUAAAAGAGGAUGUUACUGGUCCUCACGCACCCCUAAACCCCCUAUCCUAUAUGUGGCUCCAACUGUUUGGAGUGGGUGCAGGUGACGGGUUUACUGCCCUGCAUCCCCCCUCCCACCCCUCGUACAAAUAUCAAGUCCAAAUAUGAAACAAGCAACCCCCCCUUCAGUCUGAUGGUUAGUGUUUGUACACUGUCUCUCCAACAUACCACUCUGUUCUGGCCCUGGUGUUUGCUCCUUGUGUUAUUUUUUUCCCCCUCUUUCUCCCGUCACCUCCACUGUCUGCUCCGCCCUCUUGUAUCCGUCAUUGUAUGAAAAUGUAACCAGUCUGUAUGCACACACCUGGGAGACCAAAACAGGCUGUUGCACAAACUGUUUAUUGUCCUUUCAAUGGUAACGCUUCAUUUUGCGAGAGAUCGGCAACCAUUCUGCAUUUGCGACAAACAUCUCUGCGUAGAUGCUUUGAUAGGACACUAUCUCGAUGAAAAGUUACCCCUUUGUCGUUUUUUUUUUUGUUUGUUUUUUUCUUUAUUUGAUCAAUUUCACCACCAUGUCGGUAUUAAUGAUGUGUCGAUGAAACUGCCCCAUGUUGGGAACACUAGCUAAGUGAUGGCUUAUGGGAGGUGCACAUCCCUAUGUCAUGAAGAAGGCUUCUUUUCUUUAGCUUCUUAUAUCACCUCCAGUAAAGCUUGCUAUUCCUUUCUCUCUUUAUCUUAUCACUGGUUUUUACUAAUAUAUCAAAUUGAAUUCCACCUUCAAGUGAGAUUAGUUGUUUAUGUAUAAACUGUAACAUUUUUUUUUUCUUGAACCUAAUAAAUGAUUGAGACCCAG